AUGUACUUCCUCUCCCCCUCCUCCCUCCCCCUCCUCCUCCUCUCCUCUCCUCCCUUUCCCUCCCCCUCGCCUCUGCUUACUCCUCCUACAUGGUCGGCUCUGGCUGCCAUCGCCCCUGGCACUAACUACCCCGACAUGGGAGGCGCCAUCCAGCAGUCCAUCUACCUAUCCAGAGCCGGCCAGCAGCUCAGCUGCGGCUCCACCCUCCAGCCCGGAGAGAAGCUCGCCGUCUCCGGCUUCGCUCCUCCUCAAGACGCACAGUACGUCGUGCAGGCGACGUCGAGCUCGGGGAGCGGGAGCUGGGGCGUCCAGGGAGGAGCCUGCAGCAACUCCCGCACGAUCAGCUCGACGUCGCCAGAGGUCGUCGCGCCCAGCUCGGGAAGCGUCACGGUGCAGGCGGCGUGGGCGACGGGGAGGAACGGGAUCAUGGCGACGGCAGCAUGCAGCUACAGCGUGGAAGGGACGGGGACGAGCAGCAGUACCGGCACGAGCACAGGGAGCACCGGAGGAACGAGUACCGGCACGAGCACGGGGAGCAGUACCGGUACUGGCACAGGAACAAGCAACCCUUCGGGCUCCGAGGGCGAGACAGGGUCACACGACUCAGAAGGAGGUUCAGAGGACAGCGAGACGAGCAAGAGCGUUGGAGGAGUCAAGAUAAGCGGAGCUGUUUCUGCUGCUGUGCGACGAGAGCGUGAGGGAACCUGGUUGACCAUGCUGUUUGCAUCUGCACUGGUCUGGAUCGUGCGCUUCAAUUAG
This is a messenger RNA of Guillardia theta CCMP2712, 759 nucleotides long. RefSeq lists its product as hypothetical. The transcript has a single exon. NCBI's taxonomy places the organism in Eukaryota, Cryptophyceae, Pyrenomonadales, Geminigeraceae. The record is from RefSeq and is a predicted model, not a curated record. Bases 1 to 759 code for a protein of 252 amino acids.